AAAAAAACAAAACAAAAAAUUAAUACAACAACACAAGCAGCUCAAACGUGUCAGAUCAGUUUCUCUCUCUCUUUUAUCUCUUUCUUCUUUUUUUUUUUCUACAAAACUUUCUCUCUCUAGAAAGUUUCAGUUUUAUCUUGUUUUGGCAGAAGAUUUAGAGAAAAAAUUUUAUAUUUGAGAAAAAAAAAGGAAAAAGAAAAGCACAAACAGGGAGAAAACAAAGGAAACAAAAUGUCGGAACCAAAAGACCCGGCGAUCAAAUUAUUUGGGAAAACGAUUCCUUUGCCUGAGAAAUCUCCAAAAGCAGCAGCAGCAUCAACAACGGCAGCUAACUUUUGCGCUACUUGUGGUGAUGAUAGCAACAACAAUGAUAAUAUUGAUCAAGAUCAAGAUCUUUGUUGUUCUACAAAUUCUUCACCAGAGGAAAAUAAAGGGGCAGAGAGGGAAGCUGAAAAGGACACUGUGGGAGAUAAAACAACAGACAUUGAACAGGAAGUUGGAGAUAGAAAGGAGGAUGGAUCUAAACAGGAUGAUGGUGCUCCUCCAGUUACUUCUGGAGAGUCUACAAAUUUGGAGACAAUCUCUGGAGCAAGUGACAACCCUAAAACACCUUCUGUUGAGAAGGAGAUCACUAAAACUUCAAAAACAGAAGAGGAACAAAGUGAGACAAGUAAUCCACAAGAAAGAACCUUGAAGAAACCUGACAAAAUUCUUCCGUGCCCUCGCUGCAACAGCAUGGAUACCAAGUUUUGUUACUUCAACAAUUACAAUGUCAAUCAACCCCGACACUUUUGCAAGAACUGCCAGAGAUACUGGACAGCUGGUGGAACCAUGAGGAAUGUACCUGUGGGCGCUGGACGCCGCAAGAACAAGAGUUCAGCUUCUCACUACCGUCACGUAACUGCCUCCGAAGCCCUGCAGAAUGCCCAUACCAACAUUCCUAAUGGAGCCUACCAUCCGGCACUAAAAGCUAAUGGUACUGUUCUCACCUUUGGCUCAGACACACCCCUAUGUGAAUCAAUGGCUUCUGUUUUGAACCUUGCAGAUAAAACAAUGCAUAAUACCACACAAAAUGGGUUUCAUAAGCCUGAGGAGUUAAAGAUUCCUGUUUCUCGUAGAGGUGGAGAAAAUGGGGUUGAGCAGUCAAAUGGAUCAUCUGUCCCAAUUUCAAAGGAUGAGGCAGGUAAAGCUGGGUCACAAGAUCAAAUGCGGAAUUAUCAGGGUUUUCCACCUCAGAUGCCAUGCUUUCCUGGGGCUCCCUGGCCUUACCCGUGGAAUUCAGCUCAAUGGAGCUCUCCUGUCCCUCCAUCUGCUUUCUGCCCUCCAGGCUUUCCUAUGCCUUUCUAUCCUGCGGCUGCUUACUGGGGUUGUACUGUACCAGGCACAUGGAAUGUCCCUUGGCUUCCUCAGCCUUCCUCUCCGAAGCAAACAGCCCCAAGUUCUGGUCCUAAUUCCCCGACCUUGGGAAAACAUUCAAGAGAUGAGAACAUGGGCAAAUCUAGCAACUCUGGAGAAGAGGAACCGGUAAAGGAAAAAAAUGUUGAGAGAUGCCUUUGGAUUCCGAAAACAUUGAGGAUCGAUGAUCCGGAAGAAGCAGCGAGGAGUUCUAUAUGGGCUACACUUGGCAUUAAGAAUGAUAAAUCUGAUUCAAUAGGUGGUGGAGGACUUUUCAAAGCAUUUCAAUCAAAGGGUGAAGAAAGGAAUCAGGUUCCUGAAGCCUCUCCAGUCUUGCAGGCAAAUCCUGCAGCAUUGUCUAGGUCAAUAAACUUCCAUGAGAGCUCAUAAUUGUGUAAAUUAUGACUUUUAAUUGGUUUAUGGUGUUGUAUACAGCCUGGUGGUAUUGAUUAUUCUAUGCAAAUACAGUCCAACUUGUUAGCUGCUGGGUCAUAUUCAUUCAGCAUCACCUCUUUAUAACCAACUGUCAAAGCAGGCCAACUGAGGAGAACAGAACAAGAGUUCCCGUCAUAUCCUUUGAAGUCAGAGCGUUUAGCUAAGUAGAAACUGAUUAUUCUUUUUUUUGGGUUCCUUUUUUAUUUGCCAAAGACGGUAUGAGCAGUUUUUCUUGUUUGUUUUGUUUUCGGUUAGAUGGUUUGCGAGUUCUGUACAUAAAUAUAUAUGAAAUGGUGAGAGGUAGGACAAAGUAAGUUUCUGUACCAUAAUCCCAGUUGUAUUUAAAUAAAAUUGGGAACUGAAGUUAA
This is a messenger RNA of Durio zibethinus, 2198 nucleotides long. Its product is annotated as cyclic dof factor 1-like. Gene Ontology annotation, molecular function: DNA-binding transcription factor activity; DNA binding. The record is from RefSeq and is a predicted model, not a curated record. NCBI's taxonomy places the organism in Eukaryota, Viridiplantae, Streptophyta, Magnoliopsida, Malvales, Malvaceae. Gene Ontology annotation, biological process: regulation of DNA-templated transcription.